GUCUUCAAAAUCAAAAUUUGGAAUAGAAUAAAGCAGCUCGUCGUAGUUGUUGGGUUGGGGCAGAGAGAAAGUCAAUCUCUCUAUACAAAAAGUGGUUGAAGAUUUCAAGCUUAACGAAUCAAGACCGCCAUGGACGCCGCCGUCUCAAGCUCCGGUGUCCUUCCCAAACUGAACUUCUCCCGCUCGAAUCAUGGAUUCCCGAUUGGUAGGUCGUCGUGCUCUUACUCUAGGGCGAUUGGGGCUCUCUCUUGCAACAAGGGAUUGCGAAUCGUUCCGAAAAGGCUUGAAUUCCUUUGCACUGCGUUGAGGGAUGAUGCGAGGAGUGAAAUGGUGUUUGGGGGCUCACAUUGUGAGAAGAGAAGCCUUUCUGGGAAGAGAUUGUGCGCUGUUGCGGGUGUAUGCACUUAUGGUGGGACUUCUGAGGAGUCACAUUACUCGCACGCGGCGGAAGACAAGGUUGGAGUGCUGCUCCUGAAUCUUGGAGGGCCCGAAACGCUUGAUGAUGUGCAGCCCUUUCUGUUUAAUCUGUUUGCUGACCCGGAUAUCAUACGUCUACCGAGGCUGUUUCGGUUUCUCCAGAAGCCACUGGCCAAGUUGAUUUCUGUGGUUCGAGCUCCUAAGAGCAAAGAAGGGUACGCUUCUAUAGGAGGUGGUUCGCCGUUGCGUAAGAUAACGGAUGAGCAGGCCAAUGCACUGAAAAUGGCUUUGGAAUCAAAGGACAUGCCAGUGAAUGUCUAUGUGGGAAUGCGGUACUGGUUCCCAUUCACUGAGGAAGCAGUUCAGCAGAUUAAGAGGGACAGAAUAACCAGGCUUGUUGUCUUGCCUCUGUAUCCUCAGUUCUCUAUCUCUACAACUGGAUCAAGUGUCCGUGUGCUCCAGAAUAUUUUCAGGAACGAUCCAUAUCUAUCAAUGUUGCCUGUUUCAGUUAUAAAUUCAUGGUAUCAACGUGAAGGGUAUAUUAAGUCCAUGGCUGACUUGAUCUCAAAAGAGCUAGAGAAGUUUUCUGAGCCUGCACAGGUUAUGAUAUUCUUCAGUGCCCACGGAGUACCACUCAGUUAUGUGAAGGACUCUGGUGAUCCGUACAGGGAUCAAAUGGAGGAGUGUAUCUACUUAAUAAUGAAAGAGUUGAAAGCUAGAGGAAUCAGUAAUGAACAUACUCUUGCCUACCAGAGCCGAGUUGGUCCUGUACAAUGGUUGAAGCCAUACACUGAUGAAGUUCUUGUUGACCUUGGCAAGAAAGGAGUAAAAAGUCUCCUAGCUGUUCCAGUCAGCUUUGUGAGUGAGCACAUAGAAACUCUUGAAGAAAUUGAUAUCGAGUACAAAGAGUUGGCCCUCGAAUCUGGCAUUGAGAAUUGGGGCCGAGUCCCUGCCCUCGGCCUUACCCCGUCAUUUAUAACUGACCUGGCAGAUGCAGUUAUAGAAGCUCUACCACUGGCAGCAGCUACUGCAACCCCAAAGACUGCCCCAAGAGUUGAUCACAACCCAAUGAGAUGGGUUAUCAAAAUGUUCUUUGGCUCGUUUCUAGCAUUCAUUUUUUUCUUUUCACCAAAGAUGCUAGUGGCAUUUAGGAACAACCUGAUCUGAGGGAACAUUACAAUAGCAUACUACCAAAUGUCAUAUAAGCUGCUCCAACAUAUUACAAUAGGUGAUCACCACUAAAGAAUACCGCAUCCAGGUGACUCAGACAAGAUACAUGGCUACAGUUGAAUUAUUUCGAACUGAUUUUAGCAGAGCGUGCUCGACAAUUUUUAUUGGCUUUAUAGAAGUUUCAGUUGCUCACUCACUUUAGUUGUUCAGUACAUCCCACUGGAAACCUAUCAUGUCAACCACACCAGUUCUCUGUAUGGCCUGGCCGUUCCCUGAAACAUGGCACAAGUUUGGGAACGGCCGGAAUAGGAUACAUGUCUGGCAUCUUUCUGUCUAACUAUCGCUCUGCAAAGCAAAAACUGCCUUUGGUGAUAAAGAAUGAUAAAAAACAAAAAAAAUUAAUACGAGAAUUCAACUUACUCAGAGUCUCAGACACAAUCAAUUUUGGAUAAACAGAACUAUUGUUUCGUGUUUUGAUAAUGAAAAUAGGCUAGAAAUUACGAAGAUCUUGGAGUUCGAGUGAAAUUUAAUUAGAACUCAUGUGGUUCAAUACAUUCACCGAAAUCACAAUGUUUAACACCUUUGCUUUGAUCUAUAAUUUUGUAGCUUCACACCUCAUGGUGCCUGAUCGUCACUACUCAAGUACUCAUUAGUCGGCGAUUAUUCGAUUUUAUGAUUCAGAUGAAAAAUGAAACAGCAAUUUACGGAGAGGUGAACUUGAAAAAGACAUAGUAACAUUUUUCUAUUUAACCUAUUUCUUACCCUGGCCAUUACCCAGGUAAAUUUUAACCCUAGCAAAUGAGGACGGUGGCUGAGCCCCCAACCCCGGCCCAAGGUUUAGUGCUCUUCUUCAAUUUGGCCGCCCAAAAAUCAUCGGAGACGAGGAGAACCCCAGCUUGCGUCGGGUGGUGUUGAAAGUCAGUUGUUGGAGAUGUUUGUGAGUAAAUUUGCCAACCAAAUACCUCAACUGCAGGGUGUGUAUCAAGGAAUUUGAAAGUUGGAAAUGGAGUAUUUGUGUCUGCGUAGCCCCCUGACGCUGCAUUACAUAUCAGUACUACCUACUGCCGCCUCGCCUCUUGGUGGGAUUCAAAGCUGUGCACAGCAUCCUGAUCAGGAUUGUCGUCGACCCCAACCUCAAUCAGCUCGCAUGGGCCGUGAGGGAAGGAGUACGACGUCAGAGAGCCGGCGCGCAGACGCAAUGUUACUUCUUCUCAGCCCACAAGGUCAUGUGCCGCCCAUUGGGAUUCCAUGGCCUGCCUUUUACUCUGUUGGUUUUUUUUUUUUUUUUUUGUGUUUUGGUGAUG
Argentina anserina (silverweed cinquefoil) is the source of this 2891-nucleotide messenger RNA. RefSeq names its product ferrochelatase-1, chloroplastic/mitochondrial-like. The record is from RefSeq and is a predicted model, not a curated record. Gene Ontology annotation, cellular component: mitochondrion. The transcript has 9 exons. Gene Ontology annotation, molecular function: protoporphyrin ferrochelatase activity. Lineage: Eukaryota; Viridiplantae; Streptophyta; Magnoliopsida; Rosales; Rosaceae. Bases 130 to 1584 code for a protein of 484 amino acids. Gene Ontology annotation, biological process: heme biosynthetic process.